Messenger RNA from Symbiodinium natans, 1782 nucleotides. The record is from the annotation of a GenBank genome assembly. NCBI's taxonomy places the organism in Eukaryota, Dinophyceae, Suessiales, Symbiodiniaceae.
AUGGCCCGAGAUCUCACGGGUGAAGGCGUGGAGCUGCCACUCAGGGGGGCCAGUGUGGCUGCCAUGCAGCAGCCACAAAGGCCAGGGCGCAGAAGGACAACUCUGGCAGAGCUGGGCGAGCAUCUGGAGACAAAUUCGGAGCCUGGCAGGGUUACGAGGACAGCCAGAUUGGCACUGGCAGCUUACACUUUGGCACGCGUCGUUGCGAAUCUCUGCGUAAAUGGUUUGGACGGUUUGUAUUUGACGUGCGAUGCUGUACUGCGGCCAGUGAUGACUGCAUUGGGAAUCUAUUUCUUCCUUCGCAAGAACGACCGAUUCUCGGAGAAGUCGUUGCUACACAUCUGGAGUCGCCGCGCGAUCUUUUGGCUGGCCUUCUGUGUGGGUGAUGACGGUUUCCGAGGCUUGGUGUUUUCCGUUCCCCACCUCAACGACGAAAUGGCAAUUUUCAUUGUCUGCAAAGGAGGUACACUGUUGUGGGAGGUUGCGUGCAACUUCAUGCAGGUGCACAUGACAAAUCUUAAGCUGUUUGCCCUCGGCCGACGUUUCGCGGCCAAGCUUUGUCAUAUCCUCGCCGUGACGGGCAUCGUGUUCACCUUGAUGUUUGGAAUUCGGUUCGCUAUGUUCAUGUCUGAGCCAUUGUGGCAUCUGCCUGAGUCAGUUGAGAAUCUGGGGCUGCUGUCCUUCCUAUGCUUAUGCGUGAUUGUAUGCAUCCAGUUUUGCACCCUGUGCAUUGUGGCAUGCAGAGCUCUGCGGGCUUCUGGUGACGAUUUGGCCGUCGCGUCCACGGCAGUUCUGCUCUUCGGGAAUGCGUUCCUGGUUCUUCUAGGGCCUGCUCUGAGUGUUUGGGCCUUGAUGAGAUACUGGCUGUCUGAUGACACAUAUGAAACAAGGGAGUGGUCGACAUGGCUGACGGUGGACAUCUUUCUUCAAAUCUGCAAUACCUUGAUACUGAGCGGGAUGGUCGGGCCGAAGCAAUGGAAUCGGCCAAUGGAUGCCUUCCGCCGGCUCGCGGACUUGUCUGGAUUCGGCUUCGCAUCGAAGCGCAUUGCGUUUCCUGGACAUAUAAACCAGACGGCUGCCAAGUGCGUCGUGUCGUUUCCAGGCAAGUACAGUGAACUCUGGGACGAAGCUGUUUCAGCUGUGACGUCGCAUCACGUGAAAGCAGCGGUGGAGCCGUGGUCUUUGGCGUGCGUCUUCUUGACCGAUGCCGAGUCGGGCCUUGGGCAACAUUCGGAGAACCCGGACACACCAGGGAAGUGUUGGUGCCACAGCAUCUACGGCCGAGUUCCAGCCGAAACAUAUCUCUGUGUAGUGGAGGUCGAGCCAGAACACAUUGACUGUCAAGCCAACCGGCAGCUGCUUUCCUUCAAGCGAAGCGAUGCCUCCGCCAUGGGCCAACUGUUGGUCAUCAAGAGUGACCAGUCUGACACCGAGUGGCAAAUCCAGCUCGCACAGGCUGCAAAGAACGCGCAACAGCUCUGCUUUGAGAAAGAUGGACGAGCGCCGUGGGGGUGUCAGUGGUUCGAGAAGUGGAAGCAGAACUUGGACCUUGCAGCACAACUCGGGCAGGAGCUUCAUGUGUUCUACUUUGCAGAGCGCAAGGGCCAAGGAAAGGUGCCCUGGGAUCAUCUUUCGGAUGAAGCUGCGAAGGAGAGAGCUCGACAGAAGAGCGGCCUGGGUGCCUCUCAGACUGCCGAAGUGGCAUAUCUUGAAAGGAUGGGCCUCACCUUCGUAGAGCAUGACAUCCGAGACUUCAAGGCGUUCAUCGCUGGAGCUGGAUAA